Messenger RNA from Pestalotiopsis fici W106-1, 447 nucleotides. RefSeq lists its product as uncharacterized. Gene Ontology annotation, biological process: DNA-templated transcription. The record is from RefSeq and is a predicted model, not a curated record. The coding region runs from base 1 to 447 and encodes 148 amino acids. Gene Ontology annotation, cellular component: RNA polymerase III complex; RNA polymerase I complex; RNA polymerase II, core complex. Gene Ontology annotation, molecular function: DNA-directed RNA polymerase activity. Lineage: Eukaryota; Fungi; Ascomycota; Sordariomycetes; Amphisphaeriales; Sporocadaceae. The transcript is spliced from 2 exons.
AUGUCGUCCGGCGACGCACAGCUCUUUGAGGAAACCUUUGUGGUGACAAACUACGAUCAGGCAAAGUACGACCGCGUGGCGCGCAUCACGGCCACAUCCAACGACAAUGCCACGCAAAUGACCCUGGACAUCAACAUUGAGCUCUUUCCCUGCCGCGUGGGCGACCCGCUGAGCGUCGUGCUCGCCACCACCCUGAGCCUCGACGGCAAGGCUGGCGAGGAGGAGCGCGGCUGGCGGGACGUCAAGGCCGGUACCGAGACGGCCAGCCUGGCGGACAACUACGACUACGUGUGCCACGGCAAGAUUUACAAGUUUGAGGAUGGUGCUGAUGGUCAGAGCAUCAAGGCAUACAUUUCAUUUGGCGGUCUGCUCAUGAUGCUUGAGGGACCUUCCAAGAAGCUUCUCCCUCUGCGAGUCGACAACACCUAUCUGCUGGUCAAGAAAUAG